UUCACCACUUAAGUCUGUGUUUCAGUUGGGCUAUUUGCUUGCAAAGACGCAGUCACUAACAAAACCUGAGCUAUUUUAUCCCUCUUCCUCCCAUCCAUUCAAAAUUCUCGUAGAAGAUUGAAAAAGAUUCUGAAAUGCAGGAAUUCGACCCCUUCAUAAUGAUAAAGAAGCUAAUUGUUCACUAGAUUUCUGCAAUAUUUUCAUCUCAUUCUUGAUUUAUUCAAAUCUCCUUCAUGAAAACAAUGUCCAUGCCAGUAUCCCUGAUAAUCACAAUCCCUUCUGUUGCAGCCCUCAAAACUCAAUCAAAGAUGCUUGCUUUCUGGUUUGCCCUCGCCACACGCCCUCCUGGCCUUGACCCAUAAAUUUCUUCCCUUUAAUUUCACUUCAUUUCCCUCUUUCUGUGAAAAAGUUUCGAUUUUGUGCCGAGGCCUAUUUCAAGAUUCAAUUUUUCUUGAAGUUCAGCCAAAAAAAAUAUUUCAAGAUUCAAUUUUUCAAGAUUGUUGAAGCAUGUGUUAUUUGUGGCAUGUCUUGAAACGAAUAUCUUAAGAAUAUUGUAUCUUGUGAAAUAGAUUAAAAUUUUGAAUUUAACUUGUAAUAUGAUGCAGUGUGAUAAUAAUCAGUAUGGUAUUAGCUUCGACUCUGAUGGUGGACAGUUUGUGAAUCAAUUGCUGCAUAGUUCUGAAAAUAGGGGGUGUUUGUCUUUGCCUGUUAAGCAGUCUCUGGUGUUAGAUGGCGAAAAGGGGGAGUUAGUGAAGGCUUGUGGAAAAGUGGGGAGAAAAAGAGGGGUUUCAGAGACGAAGACAGCAGAGGCUUUGAGGAGCCAUAGUGAGGCAGAGAGGAGGAGAAGGGAAAGAAUCAAUGCACAUUUGGAGAGCCUCCGAGGGCUUGUACCGAGCAAUGAAAAGCAGAUGGACAAGGCAACUUUACUAGCCGAAGUCGUCAGCCAAAUAAAACAGCUGAGGGCGACUGCGUCACAAGCCAGUGAAGGCCUGCAGAUCCCGAUGGACACAGAUGAAGUGAAAGUCGAAACGAUUGAGAAUCAUAGUGGCGAUGGCUCGUUCUUGCUUAGGGCUUCAAUCUGCUGCGAACACUGGCCUGAUCUGCUGUCUGAUGUGAGGCAGGUGAUCAGAAGCCUUCCGGUUCGGGUGCUGAAGACAGAGAUAUCCACAUUAGGAAGCAGGGUGAAGGUCGCGUUCUUGAUCACGUCGGUUGAAGGGGAUAUUGUGGUUGGCUCGGUUCGUGCAGCUUUGAGCGAUGUUCUUGAGAAAGUGUCGGUGUUGGUGGAGUCGGCUGAGCAACUGUUUAUUCCUCGUAAGAGGCAGCGGGUUUCGUGCCUUGAUUCUUCAUCGUGCUUGUUGCAGUGAGAGUUCGUAUUUGUUGCUAUCAUGUCGUGUAAUCGGAGAUGUGGUUUUGGGAUUGUGUUGAAUGCACCAAUGUAAUUUUGUGUAAUCGGAGAUGUGGUUUUGGGAUUGUGUUGAAUGCACCAAUGUAAUUUUUGUUUUUGUUAAUUUCUCCUAUUGUAUUUCUUCUUAAAUGAAUUAUAACUUGUAAGUCAUUUUCUCCA
Salvia hispanica is the source of this 1564-nucleotide messenger RNA. RefSeq names its product transcription factor bHLH30-like. The record is from RefSeq and is a predicted model, not a curated record. NCBI's taxonomy places the organism in Eukaryota, Viridiplantae, Streptophyta, Magnoliopsida, Lamiales, Lamiaceae. Gene Ontology annotation, molecular function: protein dimerization activity; DNA-binding transcription factor activity. Gene Ontology annotation, biological process: regulation of DNA-templated transcription.